This is a messenger RNA of Fusarium mangiferae, 1581 nucleotides long. RefSeq lists its product as uncharacterized. The record is from RefSeq and is a predicted model, not a curated record. Bases 1 to 1581 code for a protein of 526 amino acids. The transcript is spliced from 2 exons. Gene Ontology annotation, biological process: galactose metabolic process; carbohydrate phosphorylation. NCBI's taxonomy places the organism in Eukaryota, Fungi, Ascomycota, Sordariomycetes, Hypocreales, Nectriaceae. Gene Ontology annotation, cellular component: cytosol; cytoplasm. Gene Ontology annotation, molecular function: ATP binding; galactokinase activity.
AUGACCGGUACCGUGCCCGUUGCCAACGCCUUGAGCGACAUCUAUCCUGCUGCAGCGCUCGCUGAGCAGGGUCCACGAUGGAAUAACCUUCUCAGCAAGUUUGAGUCUACCUACGGACAUGCUGCUUCUUUCGUCGCUCGCUCCCCUGGACGAGUUAACAUUAUUGGGGAGCACAUCGACUACUCUCUCUACUCGGUGCUGCCCAUGGCCAUUACUGCCGACACCCUUCUCGCCGUUUCCGCUACACCCGCCGCCCAAGACGCCAAGUCCUUUCGCAUCCGCAUCGCCAACGUUGAGGAUGACAAGUUUGAGGCCGCUGACUUUGAGGUCCCCUUUGAGGGGGAUGUUUCGAUCGACGCGACCAAGCUGGAGUGGACCAACUACUUCAAGAGUGGUCUAAGGGGUGUGCUGGACCUGUUGAGGAAGAAGUAUGGAAAGGAUUUCAAACCAUGCAGCAUGAAUUUGCUUAUGGAUGGCACUGUACCUGUUGGCGGAGGACUUAGCUCGAGCGCUGCUGUGGUCAGCACGAGUUCACUAGCUAUCAUGUUGGCCAAUGGUGAGAAGACGGUGGACAAGACUGAGCUGACUGAGCUUGCCAUCGUGAACGAGCGUGCGGUAGGAGUUAACUCGGGAGGUAUGGAUCAAGCUGCCUCUGUCUUCUCUGAGAAGGGUGCCGCUACCUUCGUUUCAUUCAGUCCAAGCCUCAAGGCUAAGCCAGUUCACUUCCCUCCCACAAAUCCCGAAAUCACAUUCGUUAUCGUGCAGUCCUUUGUCACAUCAAACAAGCAGGUCACAGGCCCCAUCCACUACAACCUUCGUGUAGUCGAGUGUAGCAUCGCUGCAUCCUACCUCAACGCGGUUCUGAAUCCACCCGGCACACAACUCCCCGAGGAUGCGGGACCCCUGGGCGUCAGUCUCGGAGGUUUCCAUGAAACUUUCUUUUACCACCAGAGCGGCUCAGAUUACUCCGCUGCCAAGACCCUGACCAAGGAGGAGGAGCUAGAGAAAUUGAUCGAGAUCACUGAGAAGACCCUGACACAGGAGGAGGGAUACACACGGGAGGAGGUAGCCAAGGUUCUGAACAUCACGGUCGAGGAUCUCGAGAAGCGUUUCAUGUCCAAGCUCCCAGUACGUGCCGAGCGCUUCAAGCUCCGCCAGCGAGCUCUGCAUGUGUUCAGGGAGGCACACCGAGUUCUUCGUUUCAUGAAGCUGCUCGAGAACCCUGUCCACACAGGCGCUACCGACACAACCAAGUUCAACAAAGAACUUGGUUCGCUGCUGAACGAAACCCAAGUAUCAUGUCGGGAUUUGUACGAGUGCAGCUGUCCCGAGCUUGACGAGAUCUGUGCCAUUUCCCUUCGGGAAGGAUCUUACGGAGCCCGUGUGACCGGUGCCGGUUGGGGAGGUUGCAGUGUGCACAUGGUGCCGGCGGAUAAGGUCGAGGCUGUGACACAGGCCCUGGAGCGGGAGUAUUUCUCCAAGAAGAACUUGACGGAGGAACAGAAGAAGGGGGCCGUUAUGGUGAGCCGGCCGGCAACCGGAAGUGCCAUCUACUAUGUCAAGGACGGCGUGAAGCCUUAA